AUGAAACUUAUAGUUUGCAAUGAACUUCAAAGUAUAGAUACAACAAAAGUUUUAAACUCAGAUGCUUUGAAGAGUCUUAUAACAGACAAAGUUGGAGUUGUUGAAAGAAAAUAUAAAGACCAAAGAGUUUGUGAAAAUGUUGCAAACUUCAUUAUGGUUUCAAACAAUACUGUUCCGAUGAAGUUAGAAAGUUCUGACAGAAGAUAUGUAGUUGUCAGAACGUCAGAAGCUCAUAUGCAAGAUACAGAAUAUUUUGACGACUUAGCAGAAACUUUGACAUCUGACUUUUACAACCACUUGUUCUCAUAUUUCAUGACAUUAGAUAUUUCUAAGUUCAAUCCAAGACAAAUUCCACAUACCGAAGAGAGACAAACAUUGUUAGAAGCAAACAAGAGUGUAUAUGAACUGUUCAUAGAUGAAACUGACUUUGAGUGUUUAGAUGAAAGGUCAUUGUACGAUUCGUAUAAACAAUAUUGUCAAGAAUAUGGUUAUAUGACAGCUUCUAAACGAACAUUCUUGGCAAAUGUCAAAAGUCUUUUAGAUGUUCAGAAUGGUGUAUAUACAAAGAAAAAAUUUUCUGAGUAA
This is a messenger RNA of Trichomonas vaginalis G3, 585 nucleotides long. Its product is annotated as Poxvirus D5 protein-like family. The transcript has a single exon. The record is from RefSeq and is a predicted model, not a curated record. NCBI's taxonomy places the organism in Eukaryota, Parabasalia, Trichomonadida, Trichomonadidae. Bases 1 to 585 code for a protein of 194 amino acids.